Molecule: messenger RNA, 609 nt
Organism: Arachis stenosperma
Lineage: Eukaryota; Viridiplantae; Streptophyta; Magnoliopsida; Fabales; Fabaceae
Exons: 1
Coding region: 1-609 (202 amino acids)
Source: RefSeq, a predicted model, not a curated record
AUGGGAGCCACCCCCUUCCACCCCUCGAUCCUCAAGGUCCGGCUUCCGAAGAAUUUUGACAAGCCAAUGGACAUGAGGUACGACGGGACCAAGGAUCCCCAGGAGCACCUCACGGCUUUUGAAGCAAGAAUGAAUCUGGAAGGAGUAGGCGACGCGGUCAGAUGCCGAGCAUUCCCUAUGACGCUGGCCUGCCCAACGAUUCGAUGGUUCAACGCACUCCCACAGGGGUCAAUCGUGGCCUUCCCGGACAUCUCCCAAAGCUUUCUAGCUUGGUUCAUGACACGCAUAGCCAAGGCAAAGCACCCGAUUAACCUAUUAGGGGUUACCCAGAAACCCGAAGAGCCGACCAAGAAGUUCCUGGACAGAUUCAACGAUGAAUGCUUAGAGAUCGACGGCCUUACGGACUCGGUCGCCAGUCUUUUCCUAACAAACGGCCGGCUAAACGAGGACCUUAGGAAGCACCUCACAACUAAGCCUGUAUGGACCAUGCAGGAAAUUCAAAGAGUGGCCAAGGAAUACAUCAAUGAUGAGAAAGUUAGUCAGGUUGUAGCAACUAAUAAACGGCAGCUCGCUAACCCCCCCAGCUCGGCAGGCCCCCCAAGUCGAUAG